Strongylocentrotus purpuratus (purple sea urchin) is the source of this 4623-nucleotide messenger RNA. Its product is annotated as high affinity cAMP-specific and IBMX-insensitive 3',5'-cyclic phosphodiesterase 8B. The record is from RefSeq and is a predicted model, not a curated record. Bases 211 to 2832 code for a protein of 873 amino acids. Gene Ontology annotation, biological process: signal transduction; regulation of DNA-templated transcription. NCBI's taxonomy places the organism in Eukaryota, Metazoa, Echinodermata, Echinoidea, Camarodonta, Strongylocentrotidae. The transcript is spliced from 20 exons. Gene Ontology annotation, molecular function: 3',5'-cyclic-nucleotide phosphodiesterase activity.
AGAUGCGCGCCGUGCACUACCGCCAUCGCAAUAAUGCAUGAAAAACUACAUUGAGCGCAGUUUUGUUAUUGUGUGUGAGCGGCAUCCUUCGGAGGUGGUGUGAUGCGGCGUACAGCAAAGUCGGAGUAUAUUGAUCAGUUCGGGAAUUAAAUUCACAGAUUUUUUAAAGGAACCUACCAUCAUCAACCCUCUGUAUUUUUGUGGCUUGCCAUGGGCUGUGCGCCCAGUAUUACUGUCUCACAAAGUGGAGUUGUUUAUUGCCGAGAUUCAGACGAAUCGAAUUCUCCAAGACCGUCGUCGUUUGGCGUUCAGCAGCAUCUUCAGGUCCGGACCGCCGGCGGGUCCGGCGGGGCGGACGGAGGCUUGGAAGUUACAAGUUCAUCAGGGACUGCUGGUGUAGGAACCAUUAGUAUGAUACAUGGCCGCAUGGACCGGCGUGGAACUAUAAGCAUAGAGGCGGAGACUCAGACCAGUAGAUCUACAGUCACAAUGAAGGGCUCAGCGAAUCAAGUGACUCUGGGGCCGAUGAGGCUCUCUCAUCCUACUAUGCAAAUCAUGUUGGUGUUUGCCAAAGAAGACGCUCAGAGCGAUGGGUUCUGGUGGGCAGCCGACAAGGGGGGCUACAAGUGCAACAUCGUGAGGAACCCCACCGACGCCUUGGAGUGCUUUCUGGAGAAGCAGCAUGACGUCGUCAUCAUCGACAACAGGACGACCAAAGGCUUCAAUGCUGUGGCCCUCUGCAGGUCGAUAAGAGCAACCAAGCCAAGUGAAAAUACAAUCAUCGUCGCUGUAACAAAACAUAAUCCGUUGGACAAGGAUGAGCCAUCCAUCAUGCCGCUCAUCAGUGCUGGAUUCAACAGGAGAUACGAAGAGAACGCAAACACUGGCGCUUGUCUUAACGAACUCUUACAGAUUGAGUUCGGGGAAUUCAGGUCACAAUUUAAACUCAAGGCCACCAACUCGUUAUUUGCAGCGCUGGAGAACAGCUCCGAUGCCAUUCAGAUUACGAGCGAGAACAGAACGGUCCAGUACGUCAACCCAGCGUACGAGAGGGUCUCCGGCUAUAGCAACGAUGAAGUCCUCGGGCAAGAGAUGGAGGACAUGCCGAGAUGCGACAAGAACAAAGUGGAACUCAUCGACGGCAUCUAUUCACAACUCAAAAAGGGGAAGUCAUGGGAAGGUAUGCUGUAUUCAAAGAAGAGGAACGGAGAGAGUAUUCCUCAAGUCGUCCAUAUUUCACCAGUUAUUGGAUAUGGAGGGAAAGUGCGGCACCAUGUCUUCAACAAGCGCUCUCCCCUGCAGCCCACCAAUGGUCCCACAGUGUUAUGCCAAGAACUGCAGCACACCGUCGACAAGAUGGGCCAGGAUUUUACCAACGGUCAUCAAGGCCUCAAUAGAAGACAAUCGGUUGCUAGGAUACACUCCAUGACCAUAGAAGCCCCCAUCACAAAGGUUAUAAACAUCAUCAACACGGCCCAGGAGAACAGUCCUAGCACUGUGGUCCAGGCCCUGGACCGGGUCCUGGACAUCUUGAGGUCCUCAGAACUCUACAACCCAGCUCAGGUCAAGGAAGAUGACCAGAUCACCACUGACCUCGUGGGGGGACUCAUGGCUGGUCGCAAUGCCAGCAUGACCUCACUCAAAGAGCAUGGAACCUAUGCAGGCAAACGGAAGAUGUCAGGCUCUGAAGUAGCUAUAUGCAAAAGUGCAGCAUCCAAUAACAGUUCGUCGUCACCCCUGACCCACCUUAGCCAAGCUCCAGCUGAGGUCCUCAAGCUUCUAGAAGGAACUGUGUCGUGGAACUACCAGGUUCUGGAAGUAGAAAGAAUAACACAACAUCGGCCCUUAUUGUUCACUGGUCUAAAGAUAUUUUCAAGGUUUGGUGUGUGUAAUUUCCUUGGAAUCUCAGAGACAGUACUCAGGAAUUGGUUGCAGGUGAUAGAGAGCAACUACCACAGUUGCAACCCCUACCACAACUCAUCACAUGCUGCUGAUGUGUUGCAAGCAACGUCCUAUUUCCUCGGCAAGGACAAAAUGCAAUCAUGUUUUGAGACAGCGGAUCAUGUAGCAGCAUUGAUAGCAGCAGCUGUUCACGACGUGGAUCAUCCGGGCAAGACAAACUCAUUCCUCUGUAACGCUGGAAGUGAUCUAGCUAUUCUAUACAAUGACACAGCUGUACUGGAGAGUCAUCAUUCAGCUCUAGCAUUCCAACUCACAACAAAAGAAGACAGAUGCAAUAUAUUCAAGGAGUUGGACAGGGAUGAUUUCCGUGCACUACGUCACUCUAUCAUUGACAUGAUCCUGGCUACGGAGAUGACCAAACACUUUGAGCAUCUCUCCAAGUUUGUCAACUGCAUCAACAAACCAGGAGCAAGGGAUGGGGACGACUCGUCAUCUCUGCAGAGUGGCGGGCGAAGCACCCCUGACACCAUGAUCCUGUCGACCCCCGAGAACAGGGCUCUGGUGCGGCGCAUGCUCAUCAAGUGUGCUGACGUAGCCAACCCUACAAGACCUCUAGAGCUGUGUAGAGAAUGGGCAAGGAGGAUAUCUCAGGAAUACUUCAAUCAGACCGAUGAGGAGAAGAGGCGUGGUCUGCCGGUUGUCAUGCCGGUGUUUGACAGAACAAUGUGCAGCAUUCCUAAAUCACAGAUCUCUUUCAUUGACUACUUCAUCAUGGACAUGUUUGAGGCUUGGGAUUCCUUUGCAGACUGCCCUGAGCUGAUGGAGCAUUUACAGAUCAACUACGUUUUCUGGAAAGGAGAGGAGGAGAAGGAACGAGAAAAGAAGAUGAAGGAGAAAGAAAACGAAAAGGGAGAUCAUGAAAAGCGAUAAUCCUCCCUCAAGCCGGGGUACACUUAUGCAGGGACUGAAUCUCAACAUUUAUUCAAAAGAAGUGUUUGAAUUGAAGUGCACAAAGCAAAUACUUGAGGUCUCUUGGAUGAAUGAUUUUAUAUAUGAUGAUCAAAUUUUCUUCAUGUCUGUCUACUUUGAAAGCUCCUUGUGCUUUGGUUCUAUUCAUCAUCUUCAGUUCAACAAAUUCCAUCGCUAUAAUAUAUCAGGUGUCAUGUAUUCAUAGCAGGGAUGAUGCGGUGCAGCAGAUUAUUGCUCCAAGGUGCUCAUUAAAUUAAUUAAUUAAUUAAACUGCUUAAAAGCAUUCUUUGAGCUUGAAUGGGGUGAAAUAUGACCUUUUUAGCACAAAAAAAAGAGAUGGCAGAAACAUUCAUUCAUUGUCUGUGUAUUGUUCUCAUUAUACAUGUAACUUGUUUGUUGUAAAAUGGGUUGCUAUGUGGAUGUAUGUUCAACCCAUUUUUCCAAUGAAAUAUGUUAUAUCAUGCAAAAUGAGAAUUUUAAGACAUUAUUUGUUUUAUAAACAAAGAAACAAGGCUUUGUAAAUGUGUAUGAAUAUGGUUAUAUAUAUAUAUAUAUACAUAUAUAUAUAUAUAUGAUUUAUUAUAAGGGUAUACAAAAGAAUUGUAAUAGAGUGUCAAAUAUUAUCAAAAGUGCCAUAGGGUUUAAUCAGCUAAAGGUUUGAAGCAACUCAAAAUUAUCUUCUAAUAUAUCUCAACAUGUACUCAUCAGGGGAAUUAACACUUUACAUUUUUGUUAAAUGUUUAAGAGCUGGAAAGAAAUAGUUACGUGGAAAAUCUGUCCAUGAGCUCUAAGGAAAUGUUUUUCUUCAUGAUGACAAUACUUCCUAUUCCCCCCUUGUAUUUUACAUGCAAACAGGUUAUGUUUAGAUAAAAUGGGGUCUCAUCAGUUUGAUUGAUCAAAUUGAAGGGAAUAAAAAUAUAGACGGAUUAAAAAAAAAAAAUCACCUUGAUGUCUAGAUAUUUAUAUACGAUAAGUACUGAUUUUUUGAAGAUACAAGUUUAUAUAUGAAACAGAUUUAUAAAGCUGGUUUAAAAGUAAUGUACAAUGCGAAGUGUGCAUUUUAGAAUAUAUGGUAUGUGGAUCUCAUCCGCUAUUGAAAAAGAAGUGGAUUGGUGAUAUUUUUCAAGGGAAAGAUUUUACUGAAGAAAAAUUGUUUUCAUAUUUAUGACUUAAAAUUCCCAAAAUGGUCAGUCUGGUUUGAAACACAAAUAAUUUCAUUUCUAGAGUCAUCAAGAGCACUUGACGAGUGCAUUUUUAUGAUUGAUGAUUUUAGAAUAAGUGAUAAACAUUUGUCUUUUUCUUAAUGUUUUGGGCACCCAUCUUAGCGUGGCAAAAUAGAUACAUGUACAUUACGUGUAUGAGUUUUUGUUCUUUGGUGAAGAUCAAUUAAAUAUGAUUUGUAUACUUAGUUUUUUAGACGAACAUAUUGUACCAAAGAAGAAAACUCUUAAAAAGGAGUUGUGAUUUUUAGCAGUAUUAAUUUUAUUAAAGCAAUACUGAACUGAUGAACUUUCUGCCCUAGCGUACUGUUAAUUGCACAGCGCCAUCUCAUGGUCAACUUGCCAACAGUGCUUAACCCAAUACUGUAAAAGUAGAAAUAUUCCGGUACAUUAGUUUUCACGGAUUUUGCGCUAAGCUCGGCAUGCAGGCGCGAAAAUAUAAGCAUGACCUCUUAUGCAUGUUUUGAACUGGCUGAAUUGCGUGCAGCAGGAAUAUAAGAACCAGCGAAUAUGUUUUUGGGUCGCUCAGCGC